AUGGGGCGGCUGUGGGGCAGCCCGGCCGCGCUCUGCGUCUGCGUCCUGCUCCUCUUCACAGGGAAGAAAAACAUGGCCACCAGCGCCAUCCCCAGCUCUGCUGCGACCACCACCAACAAAACCAUCAUGGCUGCCGGCGACGAGACAACCACAUCCACCACUGCCACGACAAAACCCAUGGAGGAUGACAGCGGAAAACCAUCAAUGCCUAUGACCACAUCAAACACCAAGCACACCACCAUGCCCGUCAACCCCCUCGCCGGGGAACAAACUUCGAAAACAACCUCAACGCCCACAUCCACGCCCACCUCCACGUCAACCUCGACACCAACCUCCACAACAAUUUCCGGGCCAGCCUCGACCCCAACCUCCACACCCACCUCCACGUCAACCUCCACGUCAACAUCCACGUCAAUCUCGACGCCAACCUCCACAUCCACCUCCACAUCAACCUCCACAUCAACCUCAACACCAACCUCCACAUCAACCUCCGUGUCCACCUCCACAUCAACCUUGAAACCAACCACACCGACCUCCACGCCAACCUCCACGUCCACCUCCACAUCAACCUCCGUGUCUACCUCCACAUCAACCUUGAAACCAACCUCCACACCGACCUCCACGCCAACCUCCACGUCCACCUCCAUAUCAACCUUCACGCCCACCUCAACGCCAAACUCCAAGUCAACCUCCACAUCAAUCUCCACGCCAGCCUUGAUGCCAACGACCACAUCCACCUCCACAUCAAGCUCCACGUCAACCUUCAUGCCCACCUCCACGCUGAUCUCCACGUCAAUGUCCACACCAAUCUCGACGCCAACCUCCACAUCCACCUCCACAUCAACCUCCACAUCAACCUUGACACCAACCUCCACGCCAACCUCCACAUCAACCUCCAUGUCAGCCUCCACACCAACCACCAUAUCCACCACCACACCCACCUCCACAUCAACCGUGACGCCAACCUCUAUGUCGUCCUCGAUGCCAACCUCCAUGUCAACCUUGACCCCUACCUCCACGCCCGCCUCCACACCAGCCUCCACGUCCACCUCAACAUCAACUGCCACUUCCACCUCCAUAUCAACCUCCACGCCAACCUCUACACCGACCCCCACGCCGACCUCCACGCCCGGCUCAUCCCCAACCUCCACGCCAACCUCCACACCAAUCUUGACCCCAGCCUCGACCCCAUCAUCCAAGCCCACCACCAUGACCUCCUCCAAGCUAACCUCCACCUCAACCUCCACGUCAACCCCCAUGCCAACCUCCACGCCAACCUCCACAUCAACCUCAAUCCCAACCUCCACAACGACCUCCACAUCAACCUCAACACCAGCCUCCACAUCCACCGCAACACCAACCACCACAUCAACCUCCACAUCAACCUUGACACCAACCUCCAUGCCGACCUCCACGUCCACCUCAACACCAACCUCCACAUCCACCUCCAUGUCAGCCUCUACCCCAACCUCCACACUGACCUCCACGUCAACCUCAACACCAGCCUCCACAUCCACCGCAACACCAACCACCACAUCAACCUCCACAUCAACCUUGACACCAACCUCCAUGCCGACCUCCACGUCCACCUCAACACCAACCUCCACAUCCACCUCAACAUCAACCGCCACGUCCACCUCCAUGUCCACCUCGACAUCAACCUCGACACCAACCUCCACGCCAACCUCCACGCCAACAACCACAUCCACCUACAUCAACCUCCACGCUGAUCUGCACAUCAACUUCCACACCAACCCUGACGCCGACCUCCACACCCACCUCCACGCCGAUCUCCACGUCAACCUCCACACCAACCCCGACGCCAACCUCCACAUCCACUUCCACGUCCACCUCCACGUCAACCUCAACCCCAACCUCCAUAACAACCUCCACGUCAACCUCAACGCCAACCUCCAUGCCAACCACCAUAUCCACCUCCACGUCAAGCUCGACCCCAAUCUCCACGCCAACCACUAUGUUGUCCUCAACCCCAACCUCCACACCGACCUCCACGUCAACCUCAACCCCAACCUCGACGCCAACCUCCACACCGACCUCCAUGUCAACCUCCAUGUCAACCUUGACCCCAACCUCGACGCCAACCUCCACGUCAACCUCCACAUCCACCUCCACAUCCGCCUUGACAUCAACCUCGACACCAACCUCCACGCCCACCACCAUGUCCACCUCCACGCCAACCUCCACGUCAACCACAACACCAACCUCCACGCCAACUUCCACAUCCACCUCCAUGCCAACCUCAAUCCCAACCUCCACACCCACCUCCACACCAACCCCGACGCCAACCACCACAUCCACUUCCACGUCCACCUCCACGUCAACCUCAACCCCAAACUCGACGCCAACCUCCAAAUCAACCUCGACCCCAAACUCCACACCGACCUCCGGGUCAACCUCCACACCAAUCACCACAUCCACCUCCACGGCAACCUCGACCCCAAUCUCGAUGCCAACCUCCACGUCAAGCCAACAUCCAUGACAACAUCGACGCCAACCUCCACAUCCACCUCCACGUCCACCUCCACGUCAACCUCGACCCCAACCUCCACACCGACCUCCACGUCGAACUCAUCGCCAAACUCCACACCGACCUCCACGUUGACCUCAACACCAACCUCCACAUCAAUCUCCACACCAAACUCCAUGCUGACCUCCACGCCAACAUCGACGCCCACUUCCACAUCCACCUCCACGUCAACCUCUACCCCAACCUUGAAGACAACCUUGACACCAACCUCCACGUCAACCUCGACACCAACCUCCAUGCCAACAUCCACACCAACCUCCACAUCCACCUCCACGUCAACCUCAACCCCAACCUCCACACUGACCACCACGCCAACCUCCACACCAACCACCAUAUCCACCUCCACAUCAACCUCGACGCCAACCUCUAUGUCAUCCUCGACGCCAACCUCCACGUCAACCUCAACCCCAACCUCCACACUGACCUCCACGUCAACCUCCACACUGACGUCCACGUCCACCUCCACAUCAACCUCCACAUCAACCUCGACCCCAACCUCGACGCCAACCUCCACACCGAUCUCCACACCGACUUCCACGCCAGCCUCCACGCCAACCACCACAUCCACGUCCAUGUCAACCUCAACCCCAACCUCGUCGCCAACCUCCACGUCAACUUCCACGCCAACCUCUGCGCCAGCUUCCACAUCAACCUCCACAUCAACCUCGACCCCAACCUCGACGCCAACCUCCACAUCAACCUUGAUGCCAACCUCCACGCCGAGCUCCACGUCAACCUCGACGCCUACCUCCACGCCAACCUCUAUGCCAACCUCCAUGUCCACCUCGACGUCAUCCUCGACCCCAACCUCCACAGUGACCACCACAUCCACCUCCACGUCAACCUCAACCCCAACCUCCACACCGACCUCAACGCCAACCUCCACACCAACCACCAUAUCCACCACCACAUCCACCUCCACAUCAACCUCGACGCCAACGACCCCAACAUCCUCGACGCCAACCUCCACGUCAACCUCGACCCCAACCUCGACGCCAACCUCUAUGUCAUCCUCGACGCCAACCUCCACGUCAACCUCGACCCCAACCUCGACGCCAACCUCUAUGUCAUCCUCGACGCCAACCUCCACGCCGAUCACCACGUCCACCUACAUGUCAACAUCCAUGCCAACCUCGACGCCAACCUCUACAUCGAUCUCCACACCGACCUCCAUGCCAACGUCCACGUUAACCACCACAUCCACGUCCACGUCAACCUCAACCCCAACCUCCUCGCCAACCUCCACGCCAACUUCCACAUCAACCUCCACAUCAACCUCGACCCCAACCUCGACGCCAACCUCCACGUCAACCUUGAUGCCAACCUCUACACCGACCUCCACGUCAACCUCGACGCCUACCUCCAUGCCAACCUCUAUGCCAACCUCCAUGUCAACCUCGACGCCAACCUCCACAUCCACCUCCAUGUCCACCUCGAUGUCAUCCUCGACCCCAACCUCCACACCAACCACCACAUCCACCUCCACGCCAACCUCCACGCCAACCUCCACACCAACCACCAUAUCCACCACCACAUCCACCUCCACGUCAACCUCGACGCCAACCUCAACACCGACCUCCACGCCAACAUCGACGCCAACCUCCACGUCAACCUUGAUGCCAACCUCCACACCGACCACCACGUCCACCUCCACAUCAACCUCCACAUCAACCUCGACACCAACCUCCACGCUGAUCACCACAUCCACCUCCACGUCAACCACGACCCCAACCUCCACACCGACCGCCACGCCAACCUCCACGCCAACCACAAUAUCCACCACCACAUCCACCUCCACAUCAACCUCGACGCCAACCUCUAUGUCGUCCUCGACGCCAACCUCCACGUCAAACUCGACCCCAACCCCCACAUCAACGUCCACGCCAACCUCCACACCGAUCUCCGCAUCCACCUCCACGUUGACCUCAACGCCAACCUCCAGGCCAACCACCAUAUCCACCUCCAUGUCAACCUCGACCCCAACGUCGACGCCAGCCUCCACGUCAGCCUCGACCCCAACCUCCACACUGACCUCCACAUCAACCUUGACACCAACCUCCACGCCGAUCACCAUGUCCACCUCCACGUCAACGAAGCCAACCUCCACAUCCACCUCAACACCAACCUCCACGUCAACCACCACAUCCACCUCCACAUCAACCUCAACCCCAACCUCCAUACCGACCUCCACGUCAACCUCAAUGCCAACCUCCACGCCAACCACCAAGUCCACCUCCACGUCAACCUCGACGCCAACUUCGACAUCCACUUCCACGUCAUCCUCAACCCCAACCUCCACACCGACCUCCACGUCAACUUCCACGUCAACCUCGACCCCAACCUCCACACCGACCUCCACAUCAAUCUCCACUCCAACUUCUACGCCCACCACCACAGCCACCUCCCCAGCAAUCUCCACGCCAACCUCGACCCCAACCUCCCUGUUAACCUCGACCCCAACCUCCACAACCACCACCAUGCUGACCAUGACCCCAACCUCCACGUCAACCUCCAUUCCAACUUCCACAUCCAGCUCCCCAGCAACCUCCACGCCAACCUUGACCCCAGCCUCUACACCGACCUCGACCCCAAACUCCACGCCCCCCUUGACUCCAACCUCCACAGCAACCUCCACAGCAACCUCGACCCCAACCUCCACGCCCACCUCCAUGCCCACCAUCACGCCUACAUCCCCAGCAACCUCCAUGUCAACCUCGACCCCAACCUCGACACCCACCUCUACGCCAACCUCUACUCUAACCUCAAUGCUGACCUUAACGCCAACAUCUACACCCACCUCCGCACCAACGUCCACACCCACCACCACACCGACCUCCACGUCAACCUCCACACCAACCUCCACGUCCACCUCCACGUCCACGUCCACAUCAACCUCGACACCAACCUCCACGCCAACCUCCACGCCCACCUUGACCCCAACGUCCAUGCCAACCUCUACGCCCACCUCAUCCCCAACAACCAUGCCCACCACCAUGCCAACCUCUUCUCCAACCUCCACGUCAACCACCUCAACCACCUCAGCCACCCCUACUGAGUCAACUACAGCCACCAUGACCACCACUACUACCACCACCACCACGACAACCACAGUCACGAGUCCAGGUCAGUGCCAGAAUGGUGGCACCUGGGAAGAUGGCAAGUGCGUGUGUCCCGGGGGGUUCCAAGGUGACCACUGCGAGGAGCUCGUCUGCCAAAACGGGGGCACCUGGGCCAGCGGCUCCUGCCAGUGCCCCCCCAAUUUCCAAGGGGACAGGUGCCAGAACGCCAAGGACAUCGUGGAGAUUAAAAAUGUGACGAUAAACGCGACGGUGGUGAUGAUGACCAAAAUCGAGGGGACAUUUAAUGACGAUCUCAAAAAUACAUCCUCAGAGGCUUACCAGGACUUUAACAAAACAUUCCAGGAGAAGAUGCAGAAGCUUUAUAAGGGUAUCGAAGGGUACAAAGGUGUGGUGAUCAAAAGCCUGAGCGCGGGCAGCAUCCAAGUGGACUAUGACGUCAACCUGGAGAUCCCCGUCACCUCCGAGACCAACAAGACAGUGAAGAGCAUCUCGGAGAACCUCGUCACUGCCAUCCAAAACUACAACUGUAGCGAGGACUGCACAGAGAGCGACUGUGUCUGCUUCGUCAGCAACGUCACCUCUGUCGUCAACGUUGACAUGACGCAGGUGGAAGAAAAUCUGUGUGACACCUACAUCAAGGAGGAGUUCAGAUCCUACUACACUAUGUACCUGACCAGCACCGGCGUCAUCUGCAUCACCCGCUGCGACAGCCGUCACACCGACUCCCUGCCCUGCGUCUACGGCCGCUGCUCCGUGGGCCGGGCGGGGCCGCAGUGCGAGUGCUCGGACCAGGUGGCCUUCUGGUACCUGGACAAAGCCUGCAGCUCCCGCAUCAGCAAGGUUGGGGUGGGCGUGGGCGUUCCUGUGGCCAUCCUGGUCCUGGUCACCACCACCUUCACCAUCCUCCUGCUGAGAUCUCGGAGGCAGAAGGAGCAGUACAGAAAGAAGCUGAGGUCCCGCUCGGAGAUGUACAGCAGUGACGACGGCAACUGGGACGGAUCCCAAGGCUUUACCGUGGCCAACCCGGCAGCCACCUGGGAAGACAUGGAGACCUCCAACAUCAGCUACAUCAACCUGGAGAGGGUGGACACCUCGAGGACGAUACACAUCCAGAGACCCACCAUGGUCCCCUGAGUGAAGCCACCUGAGGUCCAGCAGAGACAGGACACGGGGACACGAGGAUGUGGGGGUGACGAGAAUCAGGAGAUCCACC
Messenger RNA from Pyrgilauda ruficollis (rufous-necked snowfinch), 6841 nucleotides. RefSeq names its product mucin-2-like. The transcript has 14 exons. The coding region runs from base 1 to 6762 and encodes 2253 amino acids. The record is from RefSeq and is a predicted model, not a curated record. NCBI's taxonomy places the organism in Eukaryota, Metazoa, Chordata, Aves, Passeriformes, Passeridae.